GCCAAAAUACGAAAUCGUAGUUAGGUUAUCAACCACAUAAUAGUGCUAUUUCAAAUACUUAUCCAAUUCUAUUGAAAAAGGACGGACCUAUGUAACGUAAUCCAUCAAAAAAACAUUUUAUUUAAGAUAUUUUCUGUGAUACUUCUCUUUACAAAACACUCAAGAAUGUCAGAAAAUAUUGAAGACGAUUUGAAGGAGAAGAUUUUAAAUUUGGCUAAAAAGAAUCCUAAAGGUAUCACUGAUAAAGAUAUCACUGUAGCUAUACCAGAGCUCACAUCAUCUGAACUUGUUACUGCUAUUAACAAACUUCUACAACAGGGCUGUUUUGACUUGUAUAAUCAAGGAGGUUCACUUAUAUACAGAUUAAAAACUCAAGCAAACAAACAAGCAGUAAAAGGAGCAGAUAAUGAAGAAAAAGUAGUUUUUAAUCUAAUUGAAGAAGCGGGCAAUAAAGGCAUAUGGAUUCGGGAUAUAAGGAUUCGCUCUAACCUUGCUAACACACAACUUACUAAAGUUUUGAAAAGUCUUGAGAGUAAGAAGUUAAUCAAAGCUGUUAAAUGUGUUAAUGCAUCCAAAAAGAAAGUGUACAUGUUAUACAACUUGGAACCAGAUCGCUCAAUAUCUGGUGGAGCAUGGUAUCAAGAUCAAGAUUUUGAAUCUGAGUUUGUGGAUAUUUUAAACCGUCAAUGUCUUAGAUUCCUGCAACAAAGAGCUGAUAAAAUAAAGAAUAACCCUCGAGGCCCUAUAAUAGGACGAACUCAAUCAUAUGCAACUGCUUCUGAAGUACAAAAGUAUAUAACAGAUCUCGGAAUAAGUAAUGUGAAACUGGAAGUUGAGGAUGUAAUCACUAUAUUGAAUACUUUAGUCUAUGAUGGUAAAGCUGAAAGUAGUGUGUAUCCUGAUGGAAACAGAGUCUACCGUGCUAUAGAGUCCCUUAUACCUCCUCCAGGACUAGUACAAGUCCCAUGUGGCAUUUGCCCUUUAGUACUCAAGUGCUGCUCUACUGGACUUGUAACACCACAAGAAUGUACAUAUAUGACUGAAUGGCUAGAAUAGGUUUAAUAUUAUUAUAUUAUUUAUAAUCAUACAUUAUAUCUACUGAAACUAUGUAAUAUUUGAUAAUAAAAAGC
Chilo suppressalis (striped riceborer) is the source of this 1130-nucleotide messenger RNA. NCBI's taxonomy places the organism in Eukaryota, Metazoa, Arthropoda, Insecta, Lepidoptera, Crambidae. The record is from the annotation of a GenBank genome assembly.